Messenger RNA from Eriocheir sinensis (Chinese mitten crab), 6285 nucleotides. It is a transcript of the gene Pli, whose product is annotated as protein pellino-like. The coding region runs from base 331 to 1623 and encodes 430 amino acids. The record is from RefSeq and is a predicted model, not a curated record. NCBI's taxonomy places the organism in Eukaryota, Metazoa, Arthropoda, Malacostraca, Decapoda, Varunidae. Gene Ontology annotation, biological process: protein polyubiquitination; regulation of Toll signaling pathway. The transcript is spliced from 11 exons. Gene Ontology annotation, molecular function: protein binding; ubiquitin protein ligase activity.
UAGUUCUGGUGGAGGAAAGACGUGAAAAAAAGGAGUGAGGUCAGGCGGUGAUUGAGUGACCAAGGAACAGAACUGAACACUAAGUAGUCGAUCCCAUGUGUGUGCGAGGGACUGGAGGAGGGGGAGGAGGAGGCCGCCCCCUCACCCCCUCGCCGGCGUAGUAGUGCGCUAACAAAGUGGAGUAAGUGGAGUGCGAGAAGGAGCAAAGAUAAGGAGGCGGAAGAGGAGAAGUGCGGGCUGGUGUAUGUGGAGUGAGGGUGUGGAGUGAGUGACCAGCCCGCACAAUACACACCCUGCUACUCCUACUGCUACUCCUGCUGCCACUCCCUCAUGGUUCUCAACAGCGAGGAGGGCGGGGAAGGUGCGGGCGAGGGGGGGGACGCCGCCCCGCCCACGCCGCGGCACCACCACGCCAAGCACCAACUCAAGUAUGGCGAGCUGGUCAUCCUCGGGUACAAUGGCUACCUGCCGCCCUGUGAUAAAGGAAGGAGACGGAGCAAGUUUGUGCUGCACCGGCGUCCGGGGGCCAACGGGGUGAAGCCGGCCAAACACUAUGUGGUGCGGACACCCCAGAACACACAGGCCAUUCUGGACACGCAGCAGCACAGCAUAUCCUACACGCUGUCCCGGAACCAGGCGGUCAUUGUGGAGUACCAGCUGGAUUCCGAGACGGACAUGUUUCAGAUCGGACGCUCUUCUGAAACGCCUAUCGACUUUGUGGUCAUGGACACGAUACCUGGCGAUAAGCACGGGGAGAUGAAGGUCACCCAGAGUACAAUAAGUAGAUUCGCGUGCCGGAUCAUCGCUCACCGCACGAUGCGCACCACUCAGGUUUAUGCCGCUGGCUUCGACUCCUCCCGCAACAUCUUCCUUGGGGAGAAGGCGACCAAGUGGCAGAACAAUGGGGAGAUUGACGGCCUGACCACUAACGGUGUGCUCAUCAUGCACCCGCCCACCCAAUUCUGUGGGGGGGAGGCCAGGCCGGGCAUCUGGAGGGAGGUGUCUGUUGGUGGGGGAGUGUAUGCACUACGGGAGUCCCGAUCAGCGCCACAGAAGGGGAACAAGAUAGAGGAGGAGACUAAUGUUUUACAAGACGGAACGCUAAUAGACCUGUGUGGUGCCACGUUACUCUGGAGGUCCGCUGAAGGCUUGGGAAAGUCUCCGACCAAACGACACCUUGAACAAAUGGUGGAUGACCUGAAUGCGGGUCGCCCCCAGUGUCCAGUGGGGCUGAACACGCUGGUGAUCCCUCGCAAGGCCACGCUCACCUCCACAGAGAAGCAGCCCGUGGUGUACCUCAACUGUGGCCACGUGCAGGGACUUCACGAGUGGGGUCACGAAAAGGACUCCAACUCCCACACCUGCCCCAUGUGUCUUAAGGUUGGGCCAGUGGUCAAGUUAUGUAUGGGAAUAGAACCAGCGUUUUAUGUUGACAGUGGUCCUCCGACAUUCUGUUUCAAUCCCUGUGGACACAUGGCCUCAGAAAAAACAGUGAGGUAUUGGGCAGCAGUACCCAUUCCCCACGGAACUAAUGGGUUUCAUGCUGCCUGUCCGUUCUGCGCCUCACCACUCGAGGGUGACCCAGGGUUUGUCCGCCUCAUAUUUCAAGAUAAUUGCGAUUGAAUCCCUCCCUUUGUACACUAUAGUAUUAUAUAUGGACAUCCUCCCAUAAUGUAUCACCACCCUUCACUUUAUUUUGCACUCUCGCAUAUUCGUUAAACAUGCUGGUCAUAGAAGGUACACCUCAGAUGCCACUCUUUACCAUGAAAUCUUGUGUUCUUAUGCAAAUUGAUAUAAUAAUCUUUCUUGAUAUGGACAAUAUUUAACCUGCAGCCACAGGGGUCACCAGUGUUAAUGUCUGAUUGACAAGUUACACAACUAUGCAUCAAAUGCAACUGACCAAAGCAUUCAAAAUGUUGAUGAUAAUCCUAGUUGUUUGUGAAUCUCUUAAGCUAUUGAGGUAAGGGUUCAGUAUGUUAUAUUAUGUUCCUGUAUGGAAGGAGCUUUUUAAAUCAAUGUUUUGGUAAAUAAAACUACAGUUAUGGAGUUGCUUGUCUGGCUGAGUUCUUGCCAGUAUUUAUCCACCUCCACCAUCAUGUUGGCAAGGUAACCCACCUGUUGUCGCAGCUGCAGUGUAGAACUUGUUGAGUUUAUCUUCCUCCCAGUUACCUCAAGAAUGAUUAUUACUGCUGCUUCUCCAAUUGUUACCGUACUCUACCUUUUUUUUUUACAUUGCCAUGCAAACAUGGUGCUUACCCCAGCACUGGUGCCAAUUCAUAAAGCUUGUAAGCCUAUCCAUUUUUACAAUAAGCAUUUUUAUAUAACUUCAGGUCCAAUAAGACACAUUGGCCAGGGGCAAGGAACCUUUCUGCCUCGCCCCCUCCCAGUCAAGCAAACACUGGGUUUGAGAUAGUCACUGGGGAACUCUUGGAGCUGUUAAGUGUGGCAAUACUUGACCAGGAAGCUGCUCAUGCAUAACCCUUGUUGAGGAACUGUCUUGGAUGAAGGAAAUUUUUUUAAUUUCAAGCAGUUGUUAUCUGUAUUUUAGUACAUAACUAAUUAAAAGUAUAUUAUUUUUUAAGAGUGCAAUAUUGUCAUGUACUGGUGAAGAGGUGGACUGUCCAGUUUUAUCUUUGUAUUUAUGUUGUUUUGAAGCUAUGAAUAUAGUGUGAGUCAUGAGAAGUGAUCUACUUGUUAAGUGUAUUUUGUGUGCCUGAUACUAUGGGUCUGGCCUGUAGAUUGCUCUCAGUACACCUCACUGCAAGUCCAGCUGCUCCUGUGACCUAGACAGAAACUGGAGGCUUUUAUUCUUUGCAACUGGCCUGAGGAUGAGAUGGGAAUGUAAAAUCUUAUAAUAUUUAAAGAUGUAUUUGCAUUCUUCCAUGGUGGCUUUAAGGGAGAACCAUUGUAAAAAGUAUAACCUUAAUGACAAAAUAGUGUAGAACCACUGACAAUGUCACGAAGAGAACUUACUAUGUUUGGUGUGUGUGAUGUUAGGCCUGUUAAGGUUCCCAAUGUUGUGUGAUGUGCCAGAAACUUGACUUUGAUGGAUUGUGAGGUAGGGACCACGUGGCCUUACUUUCCAUACGAUGAGAAGGGAUGUUCAUGGAUUACUACAAAUUAAUUUUAAGAGUAAGAUUGUUAUGGUUUAAUCAUGGGGAUAAGAGGAAGGGACAUUUCCAGAAUUAAGUGCAGUCAUGAAGUGGUGCUGCUUCAGUAGAAUUUUUUUCCAGAUCCGUUACCGUAGCACCCACCACAAGGUGUGAUGUAGCAGAGGAAGCAUAUUUUACUGAGUCAGACUUUAGCAGUGCUUAAUUAGAUGCAGAGCAAUUACAACAGGUAAUUAUAUAUUACUGUGCAGCUCGCUGGUAAUGGUUCAACACAUCUGAGUAGCUCAUGUGAGAGAAUGUGGGCAUUUGUGAUUGCUGGUCCUGCUCUUUCCCAAAGUAUCUGUUUCACAGCUCUUGAAGAAUAUGUAAUUUACAGAUGUAAAUUUUCAGUUGAUCUUUAUAUUUAUUGAUGGACCUUUUCCCAACUCUUACCGUGAUUUCCACUGGGGAGAAUACCGUUCAAGUUCAUGGUUCCAAACUUUUAAUUACCACCUUUAGUUACCUCAUUAGUCACAAGCAUCAGUAAUAUUUUGCCCUGAGGUAUGGCCAUCAUCAAGCUGAAAUUCAAAUUUUUACCCCCUUAGGUUGCUACUGUAAUUAUGCUGCCAGAAAUCUGGUUAUUCAUAAAGCCUAUUUGCUACUUUUAACAAUGCACAGCAGCUCACAGGACUUUUUCUCUUAGUGACUCACCAGCCUUGUGAGUCUUUAUGAGUUUUUAAAAGUGGUAGAGAAUAUGGUCCCUGGCAGCAGCCUGUGUUCAGAAAGCAUUUUUGCCACUUUUCAUGACUCAGCAGCUCACAAGGAUCAUGAUUCACCGGAAGUAAAGGCCUUGUGAGCCUGUUCAAGUCAUUAAAAGUUGCUUUAUAUAUAUGGACCUUGUAUUGUAUUUCUUGGAAGGAUACUCAUUUGUUUAAGGGAUCUAGUUCAUCGUAGAAACAUUUUAAUUUAAAUGGAAACUACUUAUCAAAUACAUAAUAUGGACAGAAUUCAAGACAGACCACUGUACUGUAUGAAACAUGGCUUCAGUAAUGGCCAGACAUUUUUAUGAAUAUGUUUAGAAGCAUAAGCUUCUUGUUCACAUUAUACAUAUGAUAGGGAGACAUUUGGACCAAAUUUAUAUAUGUAUCCUCUGUUAUGUUUAUGGCUUCAAUUGUUUAAUUUGUGUUUGCCCGUAUGUGUCUGUGUGCACUCUGUGUGCAUGCAUUUUGUGUAUAUGUUUGUAUGGAUUCAUGUAUGCAUGCAUGCAUGCAUACAUGUAUGCAGGCAUUCAUGUAUGCUGCAGCAGUGCUGGAAGUUUUUACUGGUUAAAUUAAAAACAUUGGUCAGAACAAAUUUUACAAAUGAGGGAAUGUACAAAAAUCUCUAUACAUUGCAUACCAAGUCUUAAGUAAGAUAUACAGAAUGGUUCAUUUAUGAUUUCCUGGUGCAGAUCAAGAUCAGUAAACAUAUCAACCUUUGAAGGAAUGAAUGAAGGAGGCUGAGUUAGCAGUGGUGGUGGUUUAGGUAGUCCCUCAGGCCAGUAUCCUCCCAGUGAUGGCAGGACCACCACUCUGUAAUGCCAUAAGUAAAUGUUUUGUAACACAGCACCCUCUGCUUACCAUUACUGCUCAAGCAUUUUUAACAUUCCUAUUUUAUUUCACUUGUCCAUUUUCUCUGUGGCCUGUCUCCACACCUGACAAGUCCAUGAGGGUGUAGCUAAAGACUGAAGAACAUCUGAUAGUGACAUUUUUAAGUAGCUGUGUACUAAGUCCAUUCUAGAAGUUUGGCCCAUAGACCACUGGAGAGCGAGGAGCCUAGCCUUCAGGUGUCACCAUGUUCAUCUGCUCACAGUUAGUAUUUGGUUUUCCUGGAGUACUUUUCAGCUAUGGAAGUUUGAUAUAAUUUAAACUAACCGGUGUUAUAUAUCAAAAAAAUAUAUAGAUAUAUUUACACACAUUCCAGCCUGCAACUGCAAGCUUUUGGGAGUUUUUAAAUAUAUCAUUUGGUGAAGCUUACAUUGUCUGCUGAACUCUGUUAUGUACUUUAAAAAUUAUACGGUACAAGCAAAAUUGGAUACACUAAAAAACUGCAAACUUUCUUCAGUGGGCUGCAUAGUGUAUCAAAAACAUUUUUGAAACAUUGGAAGUGGUGUGCUGGUGUGAGCGGGAGCCGUGCCCUCCCCACGUGUUGUUGCUGCCUGUUGCUCCAGCACCACUGAGAGGCUGCAGGUGGAGCUCUAGUGUUCUUGACUCAUUGGGGAGUCGCGAGUUACCCUGUUAGGCUGUACAUAAAAAAAUGAUGUCCCUUUGUACUGAUAAACUAUUUUUGUACUCAGAUGUGGAACUUAGAGGUAGUCAUUACAAUGAUAACUUACUACAUUACUUGUAUUACCUUGCAUGUACAUCAUCAUCUUUGUGAGUGGAGGUCUGUUACUGGGAACCUUUGCUUCAGGAGUGAAUUAAUUACCUUGUACUCUCAUUGCCUUUUGGCUUUGGUUGUACAAGACCAGGAUAACUAGGAGAUAGGACCAGGAAAGUGCCAAGCAAGGUAGAGAACAAUAUCAAACUAGGAAAUCAGGAUUACUUUAGUGGAUUCCAUGCAAACACAGAUUAAUUAUCCCGUGUUUGCAUGUGCUAGCGUGUGUUUGUGUGAAGGCAUAGUUUACGUAGGCAGGCAAGUUGCUAGUAAGCAUGUGUUGGCACUUGAAAAUCUAGAGAUAAUAGUGAGAGAUCUGAGUAAGACUGUGGAAUGAGAGUAGAGCCCCAAGGGACUGUUGGAGGCGAGAUAGAAACAACCUCCUUUUGACCUCACCAAUGUACUGCAGGCUUUUAGGUGUAAAGCUACAUAUUUCCUUUAUUGGAUAAAUAUACUCUUUCUGUAUCUAGUCCAGCUCUUGGUUAUCCAGAAGGGGAAAAAAGAUUAUUUGUAUAUACAGUGAAUAGUGGAAUUAGCAGCAUGUUACGUAGGGAGCACUGCUGGAGAAGUGAAGGGCAUUCAUAUUUGUAUUAGUCUUGAGAAAAUACAAUUCCAUAAGAUGAUCAUGCUAUCAAAGUUUUUUAUUAGCUUUCUACACACCUAUCGCACAUUGAUGGGGGAUCCUGUGGAGGGAAGAGUGUCGGUGCAGUCAUUGUACAGGAGAACGAAACUCUGCAUGUUAUUUUUGUCAAUUAUGAGCUCAUUAAUAACAGAAAAACUG